CUAUCACGUCUGGCAUUUAGAGUUGAAAUAUAAAUGCUUCUACCUCUUUCGACUAAGCCCACUCUUCAAAAAUGCAUCGUUCAUUUAGUAUAUGUUUAAUCCUGACAUUAGUAUAUUUCAUUAUCGGAUUGUACAAUGAUGAAGUUCGUGCAGAAGAUGUUGCUGCUAUGGAAACAAUAAAACAGACCAAUAUCGAGGUGGACGACAUAGGAUGUAUACCGCCUUCCGAGAUGGACUGUGACGAAGAUAUUGUAGAUAUGUUUGUUCCCGCUGGCACAUUGUGUUUCCCUGUAAAUGAAGCUGGACCAAAUCUUAUCUGUAUUAAUGGAGAAUGGGUCGAAGCUAUCUCAGUCGAGUCAGUUCUAAUAAAUUGUGACAUUGUAGUAGCAAAGUCGGACAGAGAAAAGAGAUCUCACGCGGUUUGUACUACACAUCGUUCAAGAAGACGUUCAAGAUGGAGAAGACGUCGAAGGAGAUCGCCUUAUCAGACGUGUAUAAGUCCAAACCACGGUCCUCAAUUUACCAAAUGUCCAUCGUCUCUAACAUUUUAUGCUCCGUCAAAGAAAACAGAAGCGGUAGUCUCCUGGGAAGUACCCGUUGCAACUGACAUAGAAGAUGGCAAAUUAAGUGUUACACAAACGAGUGGGCCGAAAAAUGGCGGUAUCCUAGAUGGUGAUCCAAAUGGUAGAAAGUAUUAUGUUUAUUACAAAAGUGCAGGAGAUACCGGUGGCUUGACUGCUACUUGCAAAAUAGAAAUUAUAGUAAAAGUAAUAAUCUGCCCUAUACCCAGUGCACCAAAGUUUGGUACUAUCGAUUGUUCAGGAACGUACUAUGGACAUUCUUGUGUAUUCGCCUGUGUUAUUGGCUACGGCCCAACAAUUACAGGUAUGAUGUGUCAAAUGAAUGGUCAAUGGACGAAUGGAGGAUCAUCUGAAUGUAGAGGUGUGAGUUGUCCCCAGUCCACUCCUACCAUAGAACAUGGGCAUUAUUCCUGCAGUACCUUCACUGUAGGAACCACUUGUAAUCCAACAUGUGAUCAAGGAUAUUCUGUGUUCAAAUUUUAUCCUAUAACUUGCAAAAACGACGGACAAUGGUCACUUCCAGUGGGUACUAUAUGCAAAGAUUCCGAUCCACCCACUUUAUCGAAUUGUCCAUCAAAUAUAAUGAUAUCUUCUGACAAAGGAGACACUUCAGCUGUCGUUACAUGGGAAGUGCCAUCUGCCUCUGACAACCAGGAUGCUACUAGCCCUUCAGUAAUACAAACCGCUGGCUCUAUAUUGCCUGGUACCCGGGUUGAAAGCGGAGUUGUUUACACAGUAAAAUACGUGGCUUUCGAUAGCGCUGGAAACCCCUCAGAAGAGUGUUCAUUUAACGUGCAAGUAAAAACUACUAAAUGUUCCUCUAUUUCUGCACCACAUUAUGGCUAUUACCAGUGUGACAAAGGUUUCAUUUAUGGAAGUCAGUGUUCUUACUCCUGUUACAAAGGAUAUCUGUUACAAGGAGCGACCUUGGCAACAUGUGACCAGAAUGGCGUAUGGAGUUCAUCUGCGCCAACAUGUAAAGAGAUUGAAUGUUUACAACCAGACCAGUACGGGAUAAAUUUAUCCAAUGGUUACUUCAGUUGUCCUUCUCCAAUAACGUACCAGUCAGCGUGUUAUCCAGUUUGUAACAGUGGAUUCGAACUUGCACAAUACGCGACAGCGAUAUGCAUAGUAGAUUUAAAUAAUAAUCCUUCGCUAAGUUUGAGUUUGCAACCCGAAUGUCUUGAUAACGAACCUCCAACGUUUAAUGAUUGUGUAGGAACAAAAGUUCUUACAUUUCCUGCAGCAAAGGGAAAGACAACUGCAGUAAUACAGUACGAUAUCCCAACAGCCUCUGAUAAUGUAGAUCCUUCCCCUGAAGUUAUAAAGAUACGAGGACCAGAUAGCGGAGACACCGUGGACGCAAGUGAUAUAGAAUAUGUUGAGUUUCAAGCAAUGGAUGAUGUUGGGAACGUCUCACCACUGUGUUUAUAUGUCCUUCAAGUAGAUGUUACUGAAUGCCCUGCCUACAUUCCACCAGAUAAUGCAGAAGUAUCCUGUACAUCAGACUAUAUAUAUGGUAGUAUUUGUACAUUAACCUGUAAAAUAGGUUACGAAAGUCAGAGCUCUGCGGUAGUUCAAUGUUUAGAGGACGGGUCAUGGAAUGCCACAAACUUUGAAUGUUCAAAGGUUCUAUGCCCAUCGGUGCCAACACCUCCAGACAAUGGAUUUUACUCUUGUGCAGCAAACACCUUUCCCUAUGGCACAAUAUGUCAAGCAAUUUGUAAUGAAGGUUUUGCACUAUCACAAAUGUCUUUCGCAAGAUGCACGUUUGAUGGGACUUGGGAAAUAUCUACAACCCCUGAUUGCAUAGAUGCUGAACCACCAGUGAUUAUAGACUGUCCAUCUGAGAUAAAGAUUAAUGCAGAGAGGGGAUUAGAAAGUGCUAUUGUAACUUGGACUGUGUCAUCAGCUAAUGAUAAUUUUGAUAACAGUCCAUCAGUAAUGAGAGUGUAUGGACCUAACUCCGGUGAACGUAUUGAAGAUAGCGCGAUAGUAAAAUAUCAGGCAACAGAUUCUGCUGGCAACCCAUCAGAUAUUUGCACAAUAUAUAUCACCGUUACAGUCAUCAGAUGUACUUCACCAUACUGGCCCGAUGAUGGAAGAAUGUCAUGUGACCUUGGUAACAUUUACGGGAGCGAAUGCACAUACACGUGUGAUGAAGGUUAUGAAGUGUCAUUUCCAUCUACGACUGUCUGUGAGGAAGAUGGUUCUUGGUCUUAUGGUGGCCAACCGCCAUCAUGUUCUCCAAUAACCUGUGGCCCACCUCCAAGUGUGUUAUAUGGAACAUUUGCUUGCAUCGAUAUUAUGUAUAGGUACGAAAGUUUAUGCAUACUGGAAUGUGCCAGUGGAUAUUCAACUGAUAGUGCUGUAUAUGCAAUAUGUCAGUCAAGUGGCGAAUGGCAUAUCUCUUCAAAUAGCAGUUGUAAAGAUAUUGUUCCACCAACCUUAUUAAACUGCAAGACCUACCAGACAUUUUACACUGAUCGUGGUUUGGAUACUGCACAAGUAACAUGGAGUAUUCCGACUGCAAUUGACAACACAGACAACCCUAGCGACAUCAUCAUUGAACAGCUAUCAGGUCCUACAAUAGGCUCUAGUAUCAACAUAGGGACGACAGUAGUUGACUAUAGAGCUGUUGAUACGUCUGGAAAUCCAUCCAUCGUGACAUGCUCUAUUACGAUAAAUGUAGAAGCUGUUUAUUGUAAUCACCCGAAAUAUUAUUUUGAUGACGUGAACUUGGAAUACACGUGUACAUCCUUUAACUGGGGCGAUACAUGUAGCUUGGCAUGCCCCUUAAAAGAUUCAUUAAAUUUAGAAGGACCUGAUUUGAUAACAUGUGAGGCGACUUUCUCAGGUUCUUCACCAGUAACAACCUGGGAAUAUGAGGGUAAUGUUGUACCAUUCUGUGAAGGUGAGUCAUGUGCCGAGUCACUCUAUAUAAAAUAUACUAGAUUUUGAUCAUUAUUAUGUAUA
Molecule: messenger RNA, 3557 nt
Organism: Ruditapes philippinarum (Manila clam)
Lineage: Eukaryota; Metazoa; Mollusca; Bivalvia; Venerida; Veneridae
Product: sushi, von Willebrand factor type A, EGF and pentraxin domain-containing protein 1-like
Exons: 18
Coding region: 72-3542 (1156 amino acids)
Source: RefSeq, a predicted model, not a curated record